This is a messenger RNA of Penicillium lagena, 894 nucleotides long. Its product is annotated as phytanoyl-CoA dioxygenase family protein. The record is from RefSeq and is a predicted model, not a curated record. The transcript is spliced from 3 exons. Bases 1 to 894 code for a protein of 297 amino acids. NCBI's taxonomy places the organism in Eukaryota, Fungi, Ascomycota, Eurotiomycetes, Eurotiales, Aspergillaceae.
AUGGCAAUCAGAACUGAAAUCAACAAGCCCUUCUUUGCGCGUUUCGACGCCGCUGCCUCCGACACUACCCAGGAAAAACUUAUCGCCACUAUCAAUCGCGACGGCGGCGUAAUCGUCGAGAACCUCAUCUCACGAGAUCUAGCCGAGCAAAUCAAAAGUGACCUAAAGCCGCACUUCGAUCGUGACACCCCAGACAAAUAUGGGUUCUUCCCGGUGACUACUCAGCGGGCCAGCGGCUUGUUAGGUUUCUCGGACGCCUGCGUCGAACUCGCCUGCAACCCUACCUACAUCGGCAUUGCCAACGCUCUCGUCUCUUCUAGCUACACUUUCUGGAGAGGCGACCACCAAGAGACUGUUAGUGGUAAACCGAUUAUUUCCUCGACGGUAGGGUUCCGUGUCAAUCCUGGUGGGAAGCAGCAGGUGCUGCAUCGCGAUGACAACGACUAUCAUCCGCAUGAUAAGAAGCUUCCUGUGAUGAUUGGUUGUGUCACAGCACUAACGAAGACGACGAAAGAGAACGGUGCGACUGUCGCCAUUCCCGGCUCACACCUCUGGGGCCCAGAGCGCCGUCCUCUUCGCGAGGAAGCCGUCCCUGCUGAGCUGGAGCCUGGUGAUGCCUUCAUCUUCCUUGGCAACUUGUAUCAUGGUGGUGGUUCAAAUACUACUCGAACCGAUUAUCGGGAAACAGUCGGUAUAUUUCUCUGCCAGCCGACUCUGCGUCCUGCCGAGAACCAGUUUCUGAUGGUUCCACUCGAAAGGGCGAGAAAGCUGAAGCCUCAGGCUCAGAGGUUGUUGGGAUACGGGCUCUGCGAGCCGGGUGUCGGGUUUAUGAAUUAUCAGGACCCGAUGAGAGUGCUUUUUGGGGUCGAAGAUGAGGAGACGGUCAACAUGUAA